Molecule: messenger RNA, 4230 nt
Organism: Megalobrama amblycephala (Wuchang bream)
Lineage: Eukaryota; Metazoa; Chordata; Actinopteri; Cypriniformes; Xenocyprididae
Gene: txlng
Product: taxilin gamma
Biological process (GO): regulation of cell cycle
Molecular function (GO): syntaxin binding
Source: RefSeq, a predicted model, not a curated record
UGAAGCAUUUUGUAUAUAUAAUAAAUAUUUUUGACUUGAUUUUUAUUUGUGUUCAUCCAGUCUUGCCUUUAUUUUCACUUCUCUGUAUUUCGUCACAACAUGGCGACGCACUCAGAUGCCAGGCUCGAAUUAAAGACUGAAAACACGCAGGGCACUGAAGUCAUGGAAGAAAUCAUCGGGGUCUGUGGUUUAGAGGCCAGAGGACUCGUUGAAGGAAGCAGUUCACCCCUGGAUGUGGAGACUCCAACCCAGGAUAACAUGGAGGAUUUUGCAGGGCUGGUGAGCAGUGAAGAGGAAAGAGGGGAGACGCCAGGAAGGGAGGAUAGCAACCCUGACCCCCUCGAUGAGGAGUUGGACCCCAAAGCUGAGAAAACCAAGGACAAAAAAGCAUUCGGCAAAGAGGUUUUGUUGCUGAUGCAGGCGCUUCAUACUUUAGCCACCCCAGAAGAGAAACUUGCUGCCCUUUGUAAGAAAUAUGCAGACCUGCUGGAGGAGAGUCGCAGCAUGCAAAAGCAGGUGAAGGUAUUGCAGAAGAAGCAGAACCAGGUGCUGAAGGAGAAGAUCCAUCUGCAGAGCGAGCACAGCAAGGCUGUCCUGGCGCGCAGCAAACUGGAGAGUCUUUGCAGGGAACUUCAGCGCCAUAACAAGAACCUGAAGGAGGAGAACUCUCAGCGGUUCAGGGAGUAUGAGGAGCGGCGCAAGGAGGCUACGCUGCACUUCCAGAUGACGCUCAAUGAGAUUGAGGCCCAGAUGGAGCAGCACAACUUGCAUAACAGCAAACUGCGGCAGGAGAACAUGGAGCUGGCUGAGAAACUCAAGAAGCUCAUUGAGCAGUACGAACUCCGGGAGGAGCACAUCGACAAGGUGUUCAAACAUAAGGAACUGCAACAGCAGCUGGUGGACGCUAAACUCCAGCGGACGGCCGAGCUGAUGCGAGAGGUGGAGGAGAAACAGCAGAGAGAAAGGGAGUUCCUUCUGAAGGAUGCGACCGAGUCGAGACAUAAAUGUGAGCUGAUGAAGGAGCAGGAGCAUCAGUUAAAGCAACAGCUCACUCUGUACAUGGACAAGUUUGAGGAGUUUCAGACCACCCUCGCUAAAAGCAACGAGGUCUUCACCACUUUCCGACAGGAGAUGGAGAAAAUGACAAAGAAGAUCAAGAAGCUUGAGAAGGAGACCACGUUAUGGAGGACCAAAUGGGAGACUAACAACCAGACUCUGCUGCAGAUGGCAGAAGAGAAAACGGUGCGAGACAAAAAUUACAAGGCCCUCCAAGGCAAACUGGAGCGUCUGGAGAAGCUUUGCAGGGCCCUGCAGAGAGAACGCAAUGACCUGAACCAGAAACUCCGGGACCUUCAGGGCCCAGCGAAAGAUCCUGAGGAAGAAGGUACAGGGCCUCCUGACCCCCAGCCACUGGGCCUCUCCAGCCAGCUCUCCAAUCCAGAAAUGGAGAGAGAGGUAGAGGGAGAGAUGGAGGGUUUGGUGCCUGAAACAGAGCAACUUGGGCUUCAGCCUGAGGAAUCAGGCACCACAUCAUCCAGACAACUCAUUGAAGACUGAGCCUGGCCUUCUGGUGGCCUUUCUUUUUUGAUUUCUCUCUUUUUUUCUUUUUUUUUUUGUGGAGGUAUAUAUUUUUGUCUAACAAUUAUUAUCAUAAAAUUUGUGAGGAAAAAGCAGGACAUUAGUGAAGACGCUAACUGCUCUAUACGUUGGUAAUCCGCUUUGUGGCGAGCACUUUUUACUCCCUAUUUUCUAUCACAUUGUAUUUUCGUAGGAAAUGGUCAUGUGGUCCAAGACGGCCGCCAUGCAGCUUUGUUUUUGUUUUUGUUUUUCUUCCCUUUCUCCCCAUUUCUGUUUUCAGCCCUUUCCUGCUCAGCUGUGCUGUGGUUGCACGUUUUUCGUUUCUCUUUAAUAAAAUGUAGCUCUUCGCUCUGACCUCUAGAAUCUGAAUAAAUAAUUUUGGAUGCAUAUAAUGUUUAAUAUUGCUAUUUGAAAAUAACCAUACAUAGUCAACUAGCCAGUCCAGUUCUAGAUGACCAGAUAACCUUGAGACUGGAGAAACGGGGCAUUAAUAACAGAGGAGAGAUACAUUAACACACACUUACCUACUCAUUGGCACUUUGAGUCAGAGCCAAGACUGGUCCAUAACAAGUCAUUCUUCUAUUGCUUUGAUUAAAAUGGACAUGAAAUGGACUUUAAAGGAAGAUACAUGUCUUAUAAAUAAAAGAGGGGUCAAGACUUCUCACUGCCUGUGACUGGUUUUCAUAUGAGAAUCUGAUUAAGGGCUAGUUUGGCUUUGAAAAAGGCUGCUACAUCUUGAACAAUUAUGUGAAAUAUUAGGACAGGGUCAAACUGUCUCACUGAGAUUUCUAUGGGAGGGACUUUUUUGUUGCAUGACAGAUGAAGAGAAAUGCAUCUUUUCAAACAGAAAACUCAAUAAUGAUGGUAAAAUGCUAUGUGCAUUUAUAUUACAUUAAUAUUCAGUUCAACUUUGCAACCCCAUUUAUUUGAGAAACAGGGUAGUUUUUGUUGAAUCAGGGUAUCCAAGCCACUUCAAUCUUUUUUUUUUUUUCUUUUUUUUUAUUAAUUUUGGUCGAUUUUUAAAAUUUAUUUUCCAAAAAUCUCUUUAAUACUUCAGAUUUUUCCCAAAAUAGCUAAUUGCUGUUGAUUAGUCCUGAUGACAGUUAUUGUCUUAAUGGGAUUUUUUGUUUUGUUGUUGUUGCAAUUUUUUUUCUGUUAAAAGGGUAUUUCACACAAAUGUCAUAAUUUACUCACCCUCAUGUCUGUCUAAACCUGUAUGACAUUAUUUUUUCUGUGGAAAUAUUUCAAAGAUUUUCAAAAUUUUUGUCCAUGUAAUGAAAGUCAUUGUAUGAACUGAAAAAAUACAUUUUUCAAAUAAAAAAAAAUUUGUCAAAGGUUUGGAACAACAUGAGGGUGAUUAAAUGAUGACAGAAUUUAAUUUUGGGGAGAGAACUAUCUGAUUUUUUUUUUUUUUUUUUUUUUUUUUGCCACCUGUCUGAAAUGGACAGGUUGCAAUUUUUUUUACUCUUGAACUGGACACAAAACUUCCUCAUUUUAAAAGGGGUCUUAAUGUAUUUGAUACUGGAUAUUCUGAAUGUGAUUCUCUUUUUUGGACUUUAUAAUGAACAAUAAAAUGUCUGUAAUUCAAAUCUUUACAUUCAAAAUGUUCUAAAGAGCUGCAAACAUUCUCAAUAUUGCAAUGUAAAACUAUAUGUCGAGAACUGAACCGAUGAAUGUAGAAAUUGCCAAUUCCACAUCUAAACAGCCUCACACCCCUUUAAGAUCUGGGCUGUGUUUCAAAAACAUUGUGAGCUAAUUUGAUUUGUGGCAAUGGUUCUACUAUCUAUUUAAGCUUACUAUGCUUUUGGGAAACGCAGCACUGGUCAUUAUCAAGGACACAGGGUCUAGAAACACUUGCCUCUUCAGGUCCAUUAUAACAUCUGGCUCUGUUCAUGUCCUGAUCUGAACCUCUCACACUGGCCAGUACAUUCCUCAACACUGAAUCCAACAAAACAUACAGCAUUUUCAUUAAGUGCGCUUUGAACAUGAUAAUCUACUUUUAGUUGAAUUAAUCAUAUUAACCACAAAUGGUGUGUUUUGUAACCAAAUGUAGUGGAUGAAUGCAGUGUCACAUAAGUUCAGAAGGACAAGCGGUUUUCUGAGAAACUUGUCUGAAUGUGUUUAACUUGCCAAACUGUAAAACUCAGCUAUGGAAAGGUAGAUCUUCACCAGCUUCCAUCACUUCUGUUUUUAUCUAUAUAAAAAAAAAAUCCUGUAAUUUUGUUUUUCCCCCCAUUGUCUAAUAACCUCAAAUUUUGGAUAAGAAUGUUGAUUUUAUUAUAAGAACAUCUCAGCACUUGAUUUGUGUGGAUUUCCUCAAUGUAAGUUUCACCUCACUGUCAAAUAUUUUCUUAUCUGCAGAAGUCUGUGAGCAAUUAUUUUGACACAUACAUCUGUAAUUGUGGGGUCAUGUUAAUUCUAAAUUUGUGGAGUUGUUGGUACCGUCAUUUGUAUACUGCUUUUUUUUUGUGGCAAAGCCCUGGUUUGAUUCUCAGGUUAUGCAAGAAAUCUACCUCUUCAGGUAUGACGUACUGUGAAAGAUGCUCAAGAGAGCUUUUCUUUCUCCCCCAGCUCAGCCGUGACCCCUCUGAGAUUGUACAACGCUCUUGUAGUUCUGUCUUGCUUUUCAAUAAAACAUUUUGUAGAAUUUUC